AUGACUACAAAAGAAGUUACUCCAUCAGAUGUGGUACCUGGAGCACCAGGUGUACCUUAUUUUACACCAGAACAGCCGGUAGCUGCUGGUACAUUUCAUUCCUGGGAAGAUGGAUCUGACAAGCCUCCACCAACAAUUUUCAAACCAUUGAAAGUUGGCCCUUUAACUUUACAAAAUAGAAUUGGAGUAAGUCCAAUGUGUAUGUACAGUGCUGCAUCUGACGCGAAAGCUACACCAUUUCAUUUAAUUCAUUAUGGAGCUUUAGCUACUAGAGGACCUGGUAUUACAUUUGUGGAAUCUACAGCUGUUAGUAGUGACGGUAGAUUAAGUUAUAAUGAUUUGGGAAUAUGGAAUGAUGAACAAGCUGAAAGUUUAAAACCAAUUGUUGAUUAUGCUCAUACUCAAAAACAAUUCAUUGGAAUUCAACUUGGACAUGGAGGAAGAAAGUCAAAUGGUCAACCAAUUUAUCUUCAUCUUGAACAAGCAGCAGAAAACAAUGGGAAAUUAGAAGAUGUGAAAGCUCCAUCUGCGAUACCAUUCAGACCAUAUGGGAACUUACCAACUCCAAAAGAAUUGACUAAAGAAGAGAUUAAAAAAAUAAUUGAAGAUUUCGGAGAUGCAGCUAAAAGAGCUGUCGAAAUUAGUGGUUUUGAUGCAAUUUCUAUCCACCUGGCCCAUGGAUAUUUGAACAACGAAUUCCUCAGUAAGAUUUCAAAUAAAAGAACAGAUGAAUAUGGUGGAUCAUUUGAAAAUAGAAUUAGAUUUUUAUCAGAAGUAAUUGAUAAUGUUAAAUCAAAAAUAGACACUAAAAAAGUGGCAAUAUUUGUUAGAAUUUCAGCUCAAGAAAAUAGUACUGAUCCAGAUUCAUGGAAUAUUGAAGAUAGUAAAAAAUUAGCUGAUUUGUUUAUUGAAAAAGGAAUUAAUGCUGUCACUACUUCCUCGGGAGGUAACGACUACCGUCAACCUCCUCGUUCUGGUAUUAAACAUACUGAACCUAUUCACGUCCCAUUAGCAAGAGAACUUAAAAAACAUGUCGGUGAUAAACUUCUUGUUUCAUGUGUUGGAGGAUUAGAUGAAAAUGUGGAGCAAACCACGGAAUUUAUUCAAAAUGAUACAUUUGAUCUUGCAUUAAUUGGUAGAGGUUUUCUCAAAAAUCCAGGAUUAGUUUGGAGUGGUUUUGCUGAUAAAUUGGGUGUUAGAUUAUACGAAGCUUUACAAUUAGGUUGGGGAUAUUGGCCAAACAAGCAACAAAUUACAGAUUUAAUUCAAAGAACUGAAAAGGAGGCUUCAAAGGAAAAGGCCUAG
Lodderomyces pseudojiufengensis is the source of this 1305-nucleotide messenger RNA. RefSeq names its product Oye32p (gene OYE32). Gene Ontology annotation, cellular component: intracellular anatomical structure. The transcript has a single exon. The record is from RefSeq and is a predicted model, not a curated record. NCBI's taxonomy places the organism in Eukaryota, Fungi, Ascomycota, Pichiomycetes, Serinales, Debaryomycetaceae. Gene Ontology annotation, molecular function: NADPH dehydrogenase activity; FMN binding; NADP binding. The coding region runs from base 1 to 1305 and encodes 434 amino acids.